AUGGAAAACUCCAACCCCAAUUCAGACGUCUCGUACCCAGUAGCACUACCCUCAGGACCCAGCGCACAGGCGGAUGCGGCAAUAGUUGACGACGCUCCAUCCAGCACUCCCACUCCAGUGGACGACGAGGCAGAGACCCCAAGGAGUCGCGAGCCCGGCAGCAUAUCCUCCAUGGGUUCCAACACCAAUAACCUGGGCCAGCAUUCGUCCACCCAGCUCGAGCUCCAGGAUGUACCAACCGCUUCACCUCCAUAUGCCGCUCCUUCGAUACCUGCAAAUAAAGAAAAAACAUUAUUUGAGGAUACUCGCGGACCUCUAUCAAUAGCACUGGCAAACAGCACCCUUGCUACAAACAAACAGUUGAUAUUUGAGAUCGACAAACGGCGGAAGAAGGACCGAAAAGAACAUCAGGAAGAGAGAGACCAGGACCGAGCAGAACAGAGGGAGGAAGAGCGCAAGCAACAGGAAGAGAGAGACAAGGACAGAGAGGAAAGAAACAGGGAUCAAGAAGAACAGAGGGAGAGAGAGCGCAAGCAACAGGAAGAGAGAGACAAGGAUAGAGAAGAGCGGAGAGAGGAGUACAGACAAUUCUUUGCUUACAUGGAUAGCAAAACUACGGCCAUCCUAGGACAGGUCGACCAGAGGAUUGCUGAACAAGCCCAGGAAAUUAAAGAUAUAAUCACCAAUGAUCUCAACAUCCGAAUGGAUAAGAUGUCCCUAAAUAUGGAGAGCAAACUUGCCGACUUGAACACAAACUUGUAUUUUAUUAUUAAAGUAUGA
Molecule: messenger RNA, 780 nt
Organism: Nilaparvata lugens (brown planthopper)
Lineage: Eukaryota; Metazoa; Arthropoda; Insecta; Hemiptera; Delphacidae
Product: serine/threonine-protein kinase fray2-like
Exons: 2
Coding region: 1-780 (259 amino acids)
Source: RefSeq, a predicted model, not a curated record